GACACACACCGGCCAAUAGGAUCGCAGGAGUGUGGCACCAUCAGAGGAAGAGCCCUGAAACUCGUCAUGUCGCGCUUUAUCGCUUGUUUUGUUUCUUUUCAUCAAAUCGGGAUGUCGGGUUAUUGAAGCUCGAUGUGUUCACGAGCAGCCUCAGGACGGACAGGAGCACAUGACCGACUGACCGCCAGCCGCUGAGACCGAACACAAUUUUGAACAAUGAAUUUUCUGAGGCAGUAAAGGAAGACGACCCGAAGCACCAUGUCAUCCAAAUCAUCUCUUCUCAAAGUCAUUCUCCUGGGCGACGGCGGAGUGGGGAAGAGCUCGCUCAUGAACCGAUACGUCACCAACAAGUUCGACGCGCACCUCUUCCACACCAUCGGCGUGGAGUUCCUCAACAAAGACCUGGAGGUGGACGGCCGUACGGUCACCCUGCAGAUCUGGGACACGGCGGGUCAGGAGAGGUUCCGCAGCCUCCGGACGCCCUUCUAGCGCGGCUCCGACUGCUGCCUGCUGACCUUCAGCGUGGACGACAGCCAGAGCUUCCGCAACCUCAACAACUGGAAGAAGGAGUUCAUCUUCUACGCCGACGUCAAGGAGCCCGACAGCUUCCCCUUCGUGGUCCUGGGAAACAAGGUGGACGUGACGGAGCGGCAGGUGAGCGGCGAGGAAGCCCAGGAGUGGUGCAGGGAAAGCGGAGGGUACCCUUACUUCGAGACGAGCGCCAAAGACGCCACCAACGUCGCCGUGGCCUUCGAGGAAGCCGUCCGAAGGGUUCUGGCGCUGGAGGACCGGCACGAGCAUCUGAUCCCGACGGACACCGUUAACCUGCACAGAAAGCCUCGCGGCAGCACGGCGUGCUGUUAACAGACCGCUUUCACCUCCGUUAGCCGUUUAAAGCUUCCAACAUGCACUUACUGGGAUAUAUAUAUAUAUCUAUAUGCACUUACUCUAAACACUGGGUUGCUUUCAUCGGGUGACGCUCUCGGACAUGAUUCCGCGCAUUUAGGUGUCUUUUCUAAAUACAUGUAUAUCUGGGAUUUGAGCAGGCUAUCGCGUAGAUGGACGGAUUUCGUUCGUUCUCGCACGGCAGUCAAGCGGCGAUAAAUGCACCGCGAACACGGCUGGCUUCUUCCGCUGAACGUCCUCGGAACGACAGGCGUUUGCUCGAGUCGAGGAUCUCCGCAGCUUUCGGGACGCAAACGCUCGCUUUCUAACAUUUCCAAGGGGUUUCGUUUUGGUUUAGAAUUAUUAUGUUUUUUCGACGCUUAAGCGAGCGCUUCUUGUUUUGAGGACGCUCGUGUAUUUAUUAUCGGAAAACAAGAUUGCUGAUUUUUCUUGCCGUGUGCGUUUAAUGUGAUUUUCUGUUCUUAUAACCAUGAUUAACUUAUGCAGGACAGGUCUUCAUACACUGUGGCUGAUUUCUAUAUAUAUAUAUAUAUAUAUAAUUAUAUAGAUUAUGUAGAGGGUGCCAAAUAUAUACACAGUACUACAGAUAUGGAUGAGGUGAAGCGUUUAAGCACGCACUUUGAAAAGAAGCACUAAAAUCUCUAUUGUACGUUGUUAAAUUGAAAUUAAAGAAGUAUUGAACAGUA
Molecule: messenger RNA, 1592 nt
Organism: Puntigrus tetrazona (Sumatra barb)
Lineage: Eukaryota; Metazoa; Chordata; Actinopteri; Cypriniformes; Cyprinidae
Gene: rab9a
Product: RAB9A, member RAS oncogene family
Exons: 4
Biological process (GO): retrograde transport, endosome to Golgi; Rab protein signal transduction
Cellular component (GO): lysosome; phagocytic vesicle; late endosome
Molecular function (GO): GTP binding; GTPase activity
Source: RefSeq, a predicted model, not a curated record